GCCAAAUGUCAAAAUACAGUGAUGGACUUGAUUGUUUGUUUGUGGAAAACUUGUUAGAAAGUAAUAAAAUGUCAUAAAAAAAUAGGGUUUUAAAUAUAUUCUAAACAAAAUCAAUAUCUUUCUUAUCAGUCCAAAACUUUUCCAAGUCACUGUGGCACUAUCCACAUUUAAUAAGUUGUUAGCCUUGAAGUAGAUGUCAUUUAAAUGAGUGUUGUUUAUUUAACAUUUUAGUGAUAUUAGUCGUAAUUUCGUGAUUAUAUGGCUCUGACGUUUGCCUUAUGUUUUGCGAUAAACUGGAAGAGGCAUGUUUUACCCACGCAUUCGGGAGAAAGGUGCAAGUUUAGUAGUUGUCAGCUGGACGUGCCUGGCCGUGCUCUGCGCUGCGUCCACGGCGCCCUGCGAUAAAACGCGCAGGGUGUUCACCGAGCCGAGUGGGAUCAUUACUGAUGGACCAAGUAGCUCGAACUAUACACAAGACUCACACUGUGAAUGGUUAAUUAAAGCAGCAAAUAAAAGUCAGUACAUAACCUUAAGUUUCCUUCGUAUGGGCACAGAAUGUUCAUAUGACUAUGUGUUUGUGUAUGAUGGUGAUUCUUUUGAUGCACCUCUAUUAGGCAGCUUCAGCGGGAAAACGGAACCACAAAAUGUUACAGCCUCAAGUGGAUAUAUGCUCAUAUUACUAUAUAGUGACACAAAUUAUGUAUUAGAUGGGUUCAGAGCAACAUAUGCAAUUCAUAACUGCCCAAAUAAUUGCACUGGUCGUGGAUUAUGUAUGUCGAACAAGUGUUUCUGUGGAGGCAAUUGGGGAGGACCUGAUUGUAGUGUGAAACUCUGCCCCAGUGGCUGUUCUGGAAAUGGGCAGUGUGCGGGUGACAGGUGUCUUUGUAAGAAGGGAUAUUCAGGGGAGGCAUGUUCCUUAAAAAGGAAUGACAAAGAAGGCAAUAGCUGGCAUUGGCUCUCUCACACAGAAAGUGGCAUGACAAAGCGGGCGGCCCACUCCGCAAUAUAUGUCAGCCUUACAGAUUCUUUAUAUGUAUUUGGAGGAUAUGAUCUGAACAGGGUUUUAGGUUUAUUGGAGAUUUACAAUUUUUCAACUAGUCAAUGGUGUGACGAAAACGGAAAAGUGCUACGUCGUUAUCCUACCAAUGAAGAAAUUGAUAAGUCUCUAUUAACACUGUUCACCAAGGGCACCAUCGAUGGAGGCUGGCAGAUAGGCAAUAGGAGUUCCCUCUUUAAUUUACUUCUAUCAUCCUUCUCACACCAUGACAAAACCACAUUACCUCUCAUGUAUUCCCAGCCUUCCACGCCUUACUCGGAAAGCUAUUUGCAAUUUACUGACCGACCUGAAUUCCUUAGUUCGAAUCUCAAAUCAAACGAUACCAGCCCUGAGCCGAGAUACGGACACUCGGCGUGUGCUUUUAGUAACGGCUUUAUAUUGUACGGUGGAAAAUUGUCGGACGGGAGUCUGUCUUCGGAGUUGUGGUAUUAUGACGCGAUAGCUAAGAUAUGGACGCUAAGAGCGGCAAACUCGACCUUUACUCCACCUGGGUUGACGCGCCAUACACUAACGGCAGUCAAAGAUGAAUUAUAUUUGUUUGGCGGCAGUACUGUAGAAGGAGAAUUUUCUUCAAGUCUAUACAAAAUUAAAAUGGGUGAACCCAGUACAGAGACUUGGGAGAAAAUACAAGUGCGAGGUGGCAAAGAGUUAGAUGUGAGAGUGGUGGCGCACACUGCUGUGUAUCAUGAUCAUUCCAACUCCAUAUUAGUGUAUGGGGGCGUGGUUGCUAGUGUUGCCAGGUUUUCGAAGCUGUCGGACAGAAUGUUCGCGUUCGACCUAGACUACAAACAUUGGAGUGAAAUUCACUAUCCUCGAGCUCAUUUACGUGACACCUACGUUCCGCGCGAGCGCGCCUUCCACACAGCGACGAUCAUCGGAAACUAUUUAGUCGUAUUCGGUGGAUAUUCACACAGGCAUAAUAGGGAAGAAAUAUGCUAUGAUGGUCAAAUGUACCUGUACCACCUCGGAUGUCACUCUUGGAUUCCAUUGGACGUAUUGGGAAAAACUCGCAAGUUUUAUCCAAAGAAGCAGGGUGUUUUCGCGCACGCCGCAUCCUUGAGACCACCCUCUACUUUACUUAUCGCUGGAGGAUACCAUGGCAAUGUGAAUGGUGACCUGUUAGCGUAUGUCGUCCCAAGUUGGCACGCUGGAAUCACCGACAAGGAUCCAGAGACUGCGUGCCCGCGACACCGCACGCAGCCUGAGUGCCUCGCUGACCCCGAAUGCGGAUGGUGUUCUGCUGAUGACAUAUGCUAUGGAAGAACAGGAUCAAACUGUACGACAAAUUUGCAAUCUAUCAGAUGUGGUGGAAUUUGCCCAGCACUCGGGGACUGUCACUCGUGUCUUAUUCAUGGCCCUCCGCUUGGAAAAAAUAGUUCCCGAACACCACUAACUUCAGUCAGCACGAAGUUAGGCUUAUAUCAGUGCACUUGGUGUGUUCAGAAUGCCCGAUGCCACCUUAAAGAUGACAGUUACGGCGUAUGCGGCGAAGACACACCUUCUGAGAAUCCUGGUUGGUGGGGCACAACUGGUACCGAAGUGACAAUCCCCGAUGAAUGCAAAAUUUUAGAUAAACGCCCAGGACUGACUUUCUUGAGAUACCAACAACCGGCGGAUUGGAAUCAUCCAGAUGGCGUUUCAGUCGUUAAUGCGACGACUGUAGACUGGGGAACCGGUGGAGGCAGUAAUCACAUAUUCAGCGGGGCGAGUGAAGCCAGGCUUCGAGGCUGGUUACAUAUACCGCAGUAUUGGAAUGGGACAGGGGAAACGUUACACAUGUGUGCAGGAUACUCCAAUUUGUCGCUAAGUCUAGGUGAUAGUACUGAACCAAUAGCUAAUAUAACGGCUCAACCGUCUUCUUGUGCGCCGAUAGACUGGCCCACUUUGCUCCCCGGUCGUCUCGCCGUCGACAUGAACGCUAAUGAUUCCUUACAUACGGGACUAUAUCCGUCUCAUCAUCACGCCAAAAUGGAACUCCUUCACAACAAAUCGCAAGAAAGCGCCAAGGUAUUCACAUUCGAAUUUUUAGAGCCAUAUUCGAACGGACAGUGUUUAAACUACGAUAAUUGUCUACUGUGUCUAUCUGAUGCGGCUUGCGGGUGGUGCGAGUUGACGAAUCGCUGCGAGCAUAGAAACAUAGACGAGAAAACUACAUGUGCAGCCGAAGGCGAGUGGAGGUACCUCACAUUGCAACCGGCCGCCUGUCCCAACUGCUCCAACUAUAUCAGCUGCGAGCGCUGCGUGGCCGGCAACUACUGUGAGUGGUGGGCGGACGAGGCGCGCUGCGCCCGGCGCGGCCGCGCCAGCGGCGCCGUCGCCGACGCGGCUGCAUGCCCGGCGCCCUGCCGCUUGCGCACGCAGUGCGAGGACUGUCUGGACGAACGUGGUCGCUGUGUUUGGUGCGAAGCGACUCGCCAGUGUUUCAGUUUCAGUGUUUACACGAGUGAGUACCAGUUUGGUUUAUGUCGCGAGUGGCUAGAUCGCGCUUCCAUUCCGGCCGAGGAAGCUACUAAAAAAGCCAGUCAGUGUAAAUCUUGCAAAGCGCAUACGCAGUGCUCCACGUGUUUGCGGAGCAUGGGCUGCGGCUGGUGUCAUUCUCACGAAAACCCAAUCAACGGUAUGUGCACGGAAGGCGAUUUCACGAGAUCUCAUGUGGACUGCGCCACUCUAUUGAACGUCAGUUCGACCGACGCAGGCUGGGCGUACCCGCAGUGUCCCGAUGUUGACGAGUGUGGACUCGGACUUCACGACUGCCACGAGAACGCCGUCUGUAACAACACGCACGGCUCAUACACGUGCAAGUGUAAACAGGGUUAUAUAGGGGAUGGCAAAAAGAGCUGCAUGCGGACUUGUUACAACAAUUGCAUUCAUGGCUACUGUUUAGGUGCACCACAAUACAAAUGCCACUGUGAUCUGGGGUGGACCGGAGCGGAUUGUUCGAUUAACUGCGGCUGCCAUAAUCACUCGACAUGCAGAACGGGCGUCGGGAGAUGUGACGAGUGUCAGGAUUGGACCGAGGGCGAGUUUUGCGAGUCUUGUAAGCCCGGCAGCCACGGGAACGCCACUGCGGGACAAGGCUGUCGUCGCUGCGAUUGUAACGACCAUGGCGAUGAAACGCGAGGUGUUUGUGACGUCUCAACUGGUGAAUGUAUUUGCAAAGAUAACACUGAGGGCCAAAAUUGCGAACGCUGUAAACCUAAAUUUUACGGAGACCCUCGACAUGGAGGUAGAUGUUAUUAUCAGUGUGAACCUAGAGGCAUGUUAAAUGCAUCACAGACAGAAGGUAUAGGUUCGUAUAAAACCGAUCCGGAUAUAAAAAGCAUUGGGCCUAUCAAAGAGUGUUUGUGGAUUAUUUCUUCAGAAAAUAUCAAAGAUGCUAUAAUACAAUUCACUGUGAACUCUUCUACUUUUAACGUGCCUUGCGACGAAAAUGCCGUUUACGUAUACGAUGGGUUAGGAGGUGUGCCAGAUUUAACUAAUAAUCAACAGAGUCAACUCUUAGGCGUCUUUUGUAACGGUGCAUCCUCGGGAGUUAUUGAAGCCCGAAGUGGAAAUUUGACUGUUCAUUAUAAACAAAGUCAACCUGAACAAGGAUUCGAAGGAGUGUACAAUGUUCUUGCGUGUGAUGGGUAUUGUUCUUGGCCGAGGCUGUGUAAUAAUAGACAUUGUGUGUGCAGAGAGGGUUACGGAGGAUUCGAUUGUGCUGUAGAAAUCUGCCGAAAUAAUUGUAGUAUGCAUCUUAAGGGUGGAGUUUGUGAUACGAGCUAUGGAAGAUGUCUUUGUAAUGAAGGUUUUGGUGGGGACGACUGCUCUCUUAAACUUGACAAAUCACAACUCGUUUUUACAGAGCUAUUCAAUUCCGAUUUUCUUUCUGAUGAUCUCGAUCACUUGAGAAAGACUCUGCCUAGAUUUGGACACAGCUUGGUCGCCGAUAGACGAGGCUUAUGGAUGUUCGGAGGAUACUCGCUUUCACACGGACCUUUAAAUGAUAUAAGAUAUUAUGAUACGAAAAAUAACACUUGGAUGCCGGUCACUGUAGAUGCUACACCAGAUCCCAAAAUGCCUGAAGGAAGGUAUUUUCAUGCGGCGGAGAUAUACCACGCUAAACAAAACAUCUACAUUUAUGGUGGCUUAAGUUUGCAAGAUAAAAGUGGCCAAAACAAAACAUUAAUUGACUUUUGGCAGUUUAGUUUAAAAGAAAAACGUUGGAGUCUAAUUAGAAAUAAGGAAGAGUUCCCUCCUCCUCUGGCUGGUCACACAUUGACAUUUCAGAAAUAUCAAGAUUACGAGAGUUUAGUCCUUAUAGGAGGAUUUUCCCUAGAAGAAGGUUUCAUGACCGAUGUGUGGGAAUUCGACUUGGAUAAUGACAAAUGGAUUAAGCUGGCAUGCGGCGGCUCAAGGCCAGUGGGGUUGAUUGGUCAUAGCACCGUGUAUCACGCACCUUCACAGAGUCUUUACGUAUUUGGUGGGAUCUUGUACAUGUAUAACGGAACAAUAGUCUCUAAUAAACUGUUUUCAUUCCACUAUCCCACUAAAACUUGGAGCGAGCUACCAACUUUUCCAAGUCUGAACAACGCGCACGAUAACUUGCCGCGGGCGACGUAUCUUCAUUCGGCGGUUACGACAAAUGACUACAUGAUAGUAUUCGGUGGACGAACAGUUCCAGACAGACGAUCUAAUUCUCUUAUAGCAUAUGUUUACAGCUGCAAUCAAUGGGUCAAGCUUUCCAAAGGCGCAAGUGUAUUAGAUCAUCCGCCACCACGGACGAUAGCUCACGCUAUGGCGAUAGACAUGGAGUCUGAAAACGAUUGGAAUAUUUAUAUAGUGGGGGGUUGGACAGGCAGUGCCAACUGUCAGGUGACACGCAUAACUUUGCCCGACGAUUUGUGUUCGCUCUGGAGCUCUAGUAAAAUCGAGUGCAGAAGUCAUAUGGGAUGCAGUUUCUGUAGCACCGGAGAAUAUACUAAGUGCUAUUCUGUUGAUAAUCCGGGAUGCGAGGGAAGUGAUAGAAUAUCGACUAACGCUGGAGCAGCUUGUGAUGCAGACUUAGUAGCGAGGCGCCCGUGUGAGAACUUUACAUCAUGCACUUCUUGCUUAGCUGCAUGGCCAUUAUAUCCGGAGGAAAAGCCCGUUUGCCGAUGGUGUGAAACUUGUGCUGCUGGUAUUGGUGAAUGUGUACCAACAGAUGAAUCAUGUACUAGUAUCAAAUGCAACGCUGGUACCACAUAUAUUAGUGAUUCAUCCCAAUGUCCAGAAUUGAGAUGUGUAGCACCCGACUGUGACAAAUGUGUCUCUAAUCAGUGCUCCUGGACUAGACUCGUUAAUAGAGCAGCACAAAUAACUAGAGUAACGGAUGAUCCAGCAGAGCUCUUUAAUUGGACAUGUGCCACAACAGACGAACCCGGACGUGCAAGUCUACGUGCUCUUUCACUUAAACUCGGCCACUCAUAUUUCGGUAUCACUAAAGACGAGUGUCCGAGUAAAUGUCAUCUUUACGACGACUGUCAGUCUUGCCUGAGCUCCGAAGGCGCCGAGGGUGGCUUUUCCGAAUGUCACUGGGCUAGUUAUCUCGGCACGUGUAUUUCUCCUGCAUAUCAGCCCGUGUACUGCGCAGGCGGAGUUUGUGGAUUAGUUUUGACUAAAGCUGAUAAGAAUAAGUGUCCAGCUCCUUGUGGCACAUUCGAACAGUGUACAGAGUGUCUCCAUCACUCUCAUUGCGGCUGGUGCGCUCUCGAAGGAGCGAACGGGGAAGGCGUGUGCACCGAAGGCUCUAUAGACUCUCCAUUGGAAUAUUCCACGCGUACGACGUGUGCGGCCGUGUAUACGAACGCACAUCAGAGCAAUACUACCAACGACACAUUUUCUUGGCACUACACCCGUUGCCCACCAGAAAACGAGUGCGAGAAUAAUCACCAUCAAUGUAAAGCUGAAUCUGAGGUGUGUCGCGACCUGCCCGAGGGCUACGAGUGCACGUGCGGCGCGGGGCAUAAGCGCGUGGGCGGCGCGUGCGCGGCCGUGUGCUCACAGGGCUGCGUGCGCGGCGCCUGCGUGCAGCCCGACCGCUGCCGUUGCGACUUCGGCUACGUGGGCGCCAACUGCACCAUCCAGUGCCAGUGCAACGGCCACGCGCACUGCGAGGGGCCCGACAAGCUGGACGUGUGCAGCGAGUGCCACAACAACACCAUGGGCAGCCAAUGUGAGAAAUGUAAGCCUAAUUUCGUGGGCGAUCCAACUGAUAACGGGCAAUGUAUACCUUGUUCUGUGUAUUGCCACGGCCACACUUCGGUGUGCACGAACGAGGCGGACGCAGCGCUGAUAGCGCGCGACAUCAGCAAUGCGGACCUCGAGGAGUAUUACCGGGAGGGUGGCGCCAAGGCGCGGUGUGUGCGGUGUGCCAAUAAUACCGAUGGGCCAAGGUGCGAACGAUGUAUCGAGGGAUACUUCAGAGGAUCGGAAGACUUCCGGGAUCCAUGUCGGCCAUGCGAAUGCCACGGCCACGGCGACACCUGCGACCCCGUGACGGGCGAGAAGUGCAACUGCGGCAACAACACGGAGAGCGACGCGUCGUGCCAGACCGCGUCGUCCAGCAAGAACUCCGCGCAGGAGUGCUGGCGCUACCAGUGCGUCAAGUGCCGCGACCUGUACAUGGGCGACCCGCGCAACGGUCACCAGUGCUACAAGACCAUCAACAUCGAGAACAAGCUGUGCUUCGACGGCAAGUCUAUAGAUGAGUGCAAAAUUAAACCGCGCCCUCUAUACCCGGGUCAGACGGUAUUCGUAGCCGUCAAUCCGCGAUACAUGAACGUGGAUAUCCGAGUCAUAGUGGAUGUGACGCAAGGCGCAGUGGAUUUGUACAUGAGCCCCAAUGAUAGCUCCUUUGUGGUCUCCGUAAAUUCUAGCACGGGGUCCCAUGCGGUGGAACUGGAUCCGACCUAUUACAAACAUGAGACAUUCCGAAAAAUGCCCACUUUUGAAGACCACAUACCAGAAAAGCCAGGGAAAAUAACGUGGUAUUACGAUAAGACGGAAUACGCGCUUGCCGAUUAUACAGCCAAAGACCUCGCGACAUACGUGACAGUAGACAAGAGAAACGUAUUGCUUCGAGUGAAGAAUCUCCGCAACCGUCUCGUUUUAACUUUACCACAGAAUAUACACGAUCUGACCCAUACGAAGUUCUACAUUAUAGUUCGUGCGAAGCAUACAGAGGACGGUUCUGCCAGCUUCGGCAUUACUUUCUUCCGACAGGAUCAGUUACACAUCGAUCUCUUCGUGUUUUUCUCGGUGUUCUUUUCGUGCUUUUUCCUGUUUUUGGCCGCGUGCGUGGUCGCGUGGAAGGCCAAGCAAGCUGCGGAUGUACGGAGGGCGCGAAGAAGACACGUUGUAGAGAUGCUGCAUAUGGCGAAACGUCCGUUCGCUGCAGUAAGGGUGGUCUUAAACCCGGGCGCUUGGGCCCGGCGCCGGCGAGCAGAGUUGCGGCCCGUCGCUAUAGAGCCUACGUUCGACACCCGCGCUGCCGUCACCACGCUACUUGUCAGGUUGCCGGGCGGGUCCCGCGCUCCCGUGCGAAUGGCGCUCGCGUCCGCGCUGGUGCUGGUGACGCGCGGCGCGCCCGCUCGCCCGCGCGCGCGCCGCGCCCUGUCCUAGCAGGAGCACGCCCAAGCACAUGCUCACUUGCCCGCCACCUAUAGCAUAUACAAUGUAAAUACUGACUAGUAUGUGCUAGCUAUGUGGAGCAUUUCACAAGAAGUCCCCUUUGUCAUAGGUUAGCUUAGCUUGCAAUCGCAACACUGCAAACCUAUAAAAAUAUACACCCGUAUUUUGGCGCGCGCAAGAAAACAUGGCGCCAACGUAUUAACAAGUAUCUAGUACACCUGCACACAUUUUCGCAUUAAAUCAGUUACCACAACAACACAUACUGUAAAUAUGUAGCAUGUACCAAAACAGCAAAUGCUUACAGAGUGAAAAUUAUGUUAACACACCUCCAUAAUUAUGGAAACAAAUCUAUACUUGGUUAAAAUACCAAUUCUGCCAAUAGGGACUUCUUGUGUAAAAAGUACCAGUGUUGGUAUAAAACGUGUAAACCAAACUUCAAGUCACUCCUGUGAAUGUGGUGUCCAUUACUUUUAACAUGAGCUUGAAGGAAAACAAAGGACACUCGCUUCCUUGGAGACAUGGAUCACGAUGGCAAACUACAUUUGCACAAUAAUGCACAAUAUUUUGCAUAAUAAGUAGGCAGCUCUAGGCCACUGUUUAUCACAUGAAGGAUUUUAAACAAUAUUUUCUCUACAUUUUUACCAGGGAAGCACAAACGCUACUAUAAAGUAGGUACGCUUAUUAAAAAUACAAUUUGAGAGUUAUAAACAUCUGGAUCUUUAUUUUAAAUCUUAUACUUUGUAUCACAAUAUAAUGUGCGCUAUGUACGAUAACCAUACCUACAAAUUUAUAGUACCUGGCGUUUGUGUCUUCCUGGUACAAUUUUAUGAUGUAGGAAUAUGUACCUAGUUUUAUUUCAAUUUUAAACAGGAAAUUCAGAUUUUAUUAUGUUAAAAUAUAUUGGAUGAUGGAACAUGAGAUAGAAUACACUCUCGAACUGUAGGUAUAAUUAUUUUAUUUAAGGUGGCAGUCUUAUUUAAGGCUACUACGAUAAGUUAAUUUGUCGUGAAAGUGUGACUAUCCAAAUUACCUGUUUAAAAAUUUUUUUUUUUCAUAUUAGCUAAAAUACCAAGAUCUGAUCUAGGUUUUCUGUAUAUCACUCAAGUGAGAGGUGAUGGUUAAGUAAAAGAUGUAUAUUUUAUUGAAAAUAGUAUAAAGUAUCAAUAAUUGUAUGUAUAUUUGGGUAAAUAUAGUUUUGAUUUUGGAUUUGUGUAAUUAUUAUGCACAGAAGUAGGUUUUGUUUAGUGUUAAAGAUAACAAUCAUGUUUAUAAGGUGAAAUGCACAACUGUUAUGAUUUAUUUUAAGUAAAAAAAUGUACCUAAUAAGAAAUAUUAUAUUUUUCGUGAGGUGUCCUAUUGCCAUUUUAUGAAUUCGCUUAAACAUUGAAAUCUUUUUAGGCACUAAAUUUAAAUAGAAAUACAUUUUUGUAGUUUUUAAAAGGAUAAAUAAUAUGAACUUAUGAAUUUCGUAUACCUACUAAGUAUAGCUGUGGCCUGUGGCUUUAUAACUCAUAGAUACUAUUUAAAAUAAUUGUAUCCUAUUCAUAACUGCCAUAUCGAUUCGAAGAGAGCCAAAGGAAUCAAAAUUAGCGUGAAUUGAGCGCCGGUUGUGAAUAGCCAAUAGUCGCUGGAGCUGUUGUGUUAUUUAUUUCCAAAUUUUAUCAUGUGAUGUUGAAAAACAGAGUUAAGUUAUGGCUUGUUAUUUCUAUAUGUUUAGCAUGUAAAGAAUCGUUCUUACGAAAUUUUAUUUAGAUAGAUAAAUAUUAAUAUAUGUUACUAUUAAAAGCUACCUACCGUGAUAGUAUUUUGUUUGAAAAUACUAAAACAUAAAUAAUCUCAAAAAAUAGGUCAUUCGCGUUGUAUCUGUUGUCAAGUAUAAUAUUUUUUUAACUAUGUUAUAUUGAUUAUAGAAAUGUAUUCGUUUAGGUGUUUUACUGUAUAUCUAAAUGUAGUAAGUAAUAUAGGUAAAAUUCAAAGUUAAAACACACAACAUAAACAACCCAGCCCUGAAACAAGGCAGCUAUUUGAUUACAGUGUAUAAAAAUUAUCCGAAAAAAAUAUGUUUAUUUUACGAAUUCAUAGGUAACUUUGGUUAGGCACUAAUGGGUAAAUGAUGUCCACUUCAUUGCAUGGGUUUUGAUCAAAAAUCUCGAAGGAAAUCGAUUUUCUGGGAUAAAAGUAGCCUAUGUCUCCAGGAUGCAACCUAUCACUUUACUGUCUAAAUCGGCUAGACAGAUGGAAAAUGACAGACGAUAGACACAUUCUUAUAAUAUUAGUAUGGAUAAGUGACUUUUAAAAUACUUUAUUUUAAUAGUUGCAACGCGAACUUAGCCCUGUUGAUCUGAACGCUUAUUGAUUGAAUCUCUUCAAAAGUUAUUUAUUUUAAUUAAUUAUGUGAAUAUGAUUGAUUUGGAUACUGUAAUUGGUAUUAUCAUAAUAUUUUCAGUGAUAUGUUUUGUGUAGCUAUUUUUUUUUGAUUUAUAAGUAAAGUAUAAUUUUAUAUUUUAAUUUCAUACAAGGUUUUUUUUUUAAAUAUUUUACAGUGUGACCAUUAAGGACCAUUUCGCAUAGUACAAAAACAAACCAUUUAACAUUUUCUAGUCCACUUUAACUUGUUUUUUGUUUUAACAACUGCAUAAUAUUAAUAUCUAUCUGUUAGAUGCUAUAUGAAAUGAAAGAUAAAUAAAAUUGACCAGUGAAUAUCAUUUCAAUAAGUAACAUGCUCCAUUCCUCUAGGUACUGCAUUCAUACAUUUCUUAAGUAUUUUAUUAUUGUGCAAUUUGUUACCAAAUAAAAAGUUAUUAUUUAUUAUAUUGUUAUUGUUCAUUUUGCCAGCAUUUAUUAACCUAUCAGUAAAUUAGUUUCUUGAAUUAGGAACAGUGUUCCUUGCAAUUUGAAUCAGAUUUAUUACAAUUUUAAUUCAUCAUAUUUAAAAAUAAAAUAUACUUGAUACAAAAUGGUCCUAAAUGGUAUUUCAUGUAUUAUGGGUUUGUUAACUUAUAUACUUAGCUGAUUGUAAAUUUUAAAAGUAUUGUGCACUCGUAAACAAUUACUUGGUUAUUAUAAAAUGCUCAAAUUCGAUUUUUGCUUAUUACAUGCAUAUUAUAUGUAUGCAUAUUGAUAGAUAGAACAGUUAUAAAUACUAAAAAAUAUUGUUGCCAAAUUUUUAGGGUGAAAUGUUUCAAUGUUAUAGUAAAAUAAAAUUUACUUAGGUAAAAGUAUUGGUCUAGCUAAAAAUAAAUUCUAUUUUUCAUUGAUGCAUCAGUACAUAUUAAUUAUAUUAGGUGUGGUUAGGUUCUAAUGUGAUGAUUCUUCUUAAUUCUGAAUAAUAAUAUAUUAAGUAUGACUAAACCUUGAUAUAGAAUAUAGUUCUUCAUAGAAGGACUAAACAUUUAAAAUAAAUGUCAAUAUUUUUUUUGUUGAUUGUAUUGAUUUGAAAAGGUAAUUUUUUUUUUUUUUUGAAUAUCUUAUUGAAAGUGUCAGGAACCUGUUGUAAAAUGAAUAAUGUUUAAAAUUUUGGUUUCAUUCAUCAUAAUAUUAAUGCUACUUGCUCUAAAAAUUCAUCUGAUAUUCUCAAAACUACUAAUUGCUCAUUAGUAAUCAGCAGUAUUGUGUAAACUAACAAUAAUCAAUUAGUCAGUAUAUAAGUAGAAUCAUGUUAUCAUUUAGUUGUAAGAAAAAAUUAUAACUAUUAGAUGUAAUUAUAUAAGAGUAAGAGAGAGUACUGAUAUUGUUAUAAAUACUUGAUAAUAAUAAGAUGAUAUGUGAUCAAAGUCCAUGAAACAUUCCAUAUGUAUAUGUUGUACAUACAAAAUUAAAUUAAGCAUAAAAACUAAGUGUAUGUAUCAAGUGUAAGUCGGGCAUCUAAGAGCUUUAAGGGUGUUACUCUAGGAAAAAUGAUUGCUCAUUAUUUCAACUACCUAUGUAUUGAAUUUCUUUUAAAAAUGCAUUUAUUUAUUCUCAUUUUACUAUAAUUGGUGUAAAUUUUUUUAUAUCUUGAUAAUAAUAAAUAAAUAAUAAUUUGUUAGCAGUUUUGUGAUUUUUCUCCUGUGAUCUCUAACUGGAGAUAGCAUAUUAUACGUAGGUAUAACAUUUUAAUUUAUAAUACUGCUUGAUCACUAUUAUUGCUGGCUUAUGAAUUUUCGUAAUAAUUGCUUACACUCCACAUAGAAACUGCUGUACAUAAUUUUACUGUUUUUUCUUUAUGUACCUAUAAUUAAUCUAUAUGUAUAUAGCUUACCUACUUGGAUGUUAAAGUACCUAGUAUUUUGUUUUGUAUCGAUUCAACAACCUAAUAUUCAAUAUCAAGCAAUCAAUAAUUUUAUUUAUCAUAUCUACCUACUUUGAAUAAAUUAUGGUGGUUUUUCCAAAAUAUACCAAGCGCGAACAUAAAAAUCUUAAGGGUCUGGGAUAGGAUCCCUUUCCUUUAAAAUGGUUUUAUUUAUAUAGAUUAAACAAUAAUAUUUUAAAACAAUGCUUACUGUUACUACAUUAUUUGCAAGUGUUUUUUUUUUUUUAUAAAGUCUAAGCCGCUGAGACAGAAUUGUAAAUGCUGAGAGCAGCAUUAACUAUCCGUCUGAAACGUUUGAAGCAUUUGCAGUCCUAUCUGCUCUGGCCUAAUAAUAAAUUAUAUGACGUGGAGUUUCUACUGUCUACAAACUCUGUCCAUUGCUGAGUACAACACUGACAAACACAGUAGUAUAUUAUUGUUCAUAAUACUGGAAUAUUAAACUAGCAUUUGUGUUUUAGCAAAAAUUGUUUGACAUUAAGACAGUCUAGAUGAGACAAUCUAAAUAUUUCAAUUUAUUUCCCUCAAACCUAAAUACAACCCUCUGAAUGAAAAUGAAAUGUAAUUAAGUAAUAAUUCUUAUAGAUAUUAAAAAUAGUAAGUAUAUACUAAAGCUAAAAUAGAGCCAUGACAGUCACAUAAAUAGGAUCUAAAGGCAGUAUUAUGUGUAUGUAAGCAAUAUAUAUUAUGCAUAUUUAGUUAAUGUAACUGUAAAUGUUUAUAAAUAAAAUAUACUGUUGGUUUUAA
Messenger RNA from Maniola jurtina (meadow brown), 13745 nucleotides. RefSeq names its product multiple epidermal growth factor-like domains protein 8 (gene Megf8). Gene Ontology annotation, molecular function: calcium ion binding; protein binding. NCBI's taxonomy places the organism in Eukaryota, Metazoa, Arthropoda, Insecta, Lepidoptera, Nymphalidae. The transcript has 22 exons. Bases 305 to 8701 code for a protein of 2798 amino acids. The record is from RefSeq and is a predicted model, not a curated record.